AUGAGAACAUUUAUCCUGUUCUUGCACUGUUUAAAAGGGGCAUCCUAUACUGGAGAAAAUGACCAUUACGCUACUGCACAAGCUGCCCAGCCACAAAAAACCAUUGUAGUCUGUGGCAUUCCAGAUGGCCUUCUAGAGGAUGACAUCAUGGCUGAUAUACUAAUGAUCCAUUUUCAAAAGGGAAAGAAUAAAGGCGGAGAUGUGGAAGGCAUCGUCUACCCUACGCCAACCAAAGGAGUUGCAUACAUAACGUUUGAAGACAGGCAAGUUGCAGAGAAUGUCCUUGCAAAAGCAGAGCACAGCCUACAGGACAAGAGGCUGCCUGGGGACUGCCCCCUGAAAGUAUUUUUGUAUGGGGAAAGUGUUUUUACCUGUGUUUCUUGUCUCCUUGAUUUGUCUAUUUUGAGAGAAAGAUACACCUUAGGAAAUCUUGUGGAAGACCUUAAGAAGAAUUUCCCAGUUUUGAGCUUUGGAACUUUGCAUUCUGAUGGACAAAUAAAUGUGCAGGGACCGUUUUCAGCAAUAAGGUCCCUCCAAAACAAGCUUGUGUUAAAAGUACACAAUUCUCUUUCAAAAUCAGAUGUUAAGCCUGGGAGAAGAGAGCGCGCGACAGAUCCCAGGCCUAACACCAGACCACCGAAAAGUGAUUCAUCCUUCAAAGUAAGCAAUAAUUUUGUUCAAAGCCCCCCAAAAGAGAGAUUAAUUGUUGCUUUGGACACUGAUAUAUAUCUCUACAUGAAAAAAUUCAAAGAAAAGAUGUAUCAAGAGAGUCUAAAAAAAUACGGUGUUAUCAGUCAUGAGUUCCAAGAUGGCGAGGUUACCACAAUAUUUCUUGACAAUGACCCUUCUAGCCCAAGUCUUGGCCAGUUAGAACUAGCCAAAUGUGUAAUUGAAAACUUGGCAGCAUAUUUGCAGAGUCGUUUGCGCAAAGAAAGAUUGUCCCUGGAAGGAUCCAGCAGAGCUGAGAAACAAAAACACAAACAGGCAUGUGAGACUGUAAUCUCACAGUACCCUCAUGUUCUGCUUCUUGCAUGCUCAACUCACACAGAUAUUAUAGGAACCUCUUCUGACGUUUAUGAGUUUACACAGCAAGUGAAUAAAAUGGUAGGGCGUUUCCCAAAAGAACCUUUGGGUUAG
Euleptes europaea (tarantolino) is the source of this 1137-nucleotide messenger RNA. RefSeq names its product RNA binding motif protein 43 (gene RBM43). Lineage: Eukaryota; Metazoa; Chordata; Lepidosauria; Squamata; Sphaerodactylidae. The transcript has 4 exons. Gene Ontology annotation, molecular function: RNA binding. The coding region runs from base 1 to 1137 and encodes 378 amino acids. The record is from RefSeq and is a predicted model, not a curated record.